UUGUAUUAACAUUUAAAUUAUUUUAUGUGUUGUGAUACAUUCAGAAUGCAUGUUCAAACAUUGUCCCAACAACAGAGGAAAUUGAAGCUUUUGACCUAGUUGAAGUUAAACAUGGUCCUUCUUCUUCACCACCCCUAGUACAACCAAAUGAGGUAGAUGAUUUUGAUAAUUUCUCCACCAAACCUCCCGAACAGUUAUUAAGGAGAUCUUCUAGAGUGUCUGAUACAUCUCAUCCACCAUCGUCAAAAAGAAGAAAAAAAAUGGUUAUACAUAAAAAAAAGUUUCAGAACCGAGUCAGCCUGAUCAAUCAAAUGUGUCUCCGACACCGGAUGAUGAUGUACAUGUUUCUAUUUCAGAUCUGCAUCCCAAUUCGACUGCUGAUGAUGUACAUGGUUCUGUUCCAGAUGUGUCUUCGAACCCGGCUGCUGACGUACAUGGUUCUGUUUCAGACGUGUCUCCGAACUCGGCUGCUGAUGUACAUGCUUCUGCAGAUUCUCAGAAAGUCAACUAUGUAAUUCCAUAUAUUGAAGAGUUGAAAGGACAUUGAAAACUUACGUAAGUUAAUUAUUUUGAUAUUUUUAAUCAAAUGUAAUUUAUUUUUAUCCUAAAUCUAUUUAUAAUUUAUAGGUUGACAAGAAAUUUGAGGAAUUGAUUAUAUUGAUAAAGGAAAAUCGCUCCGAGUUGAUGCAAUCUCGAGGCAAGGAAAACAUCAAUGUUGAGGCUAAUACAAGCACAUUUCAGUAUGAGAAACAAACAUAUCCGCAAAUACGGAUAGAUCUUUCUGAUAUGGGUGGUGUAGCUGAGGAUGGUGUUGGUGUUUCUGGUAACUAUGGUGAACAUCAAGUCAUCGACGAUGCGGGGAUGUCGCUGAGGAUGGUGUUUGUGUUUCUGUAAACGAGGGUGGGCAACAAGUCAAUGAUACUCCAAAGAUGGUGUCAUGGAGCAAGAUGUUGAUGACAAUGUUCAACAUAACAUCCCUCACGUUUUGCCCGAUAAAACAACAAUGGAUGCAUCGGAAUCUUCCACUUCAACAACAAUAUCGUCAUCAACUCAAGCAGCAAUAGAUGCACUUAUCAAAGAUUUGGGGAAAGAUCCUACUAAUGCUAGACCAUUAUAUUCUUACACUCCACAGAAUAUAACUAGCAGCCAGUACUUGUUGAUCGACAGUCAGUUACCCACUAACAUUCCAAUAACUGAGAUUGAAGUUAGAUUCGAUUCAGUCACUCCUGCGCAUAGAAACAGAAUGCCUUCAAGAAAUAUUCAAUCUCCAUAUUGUACUUCUUUUGGGUCAAGCGAGCAGGGAAAAGAGAAAUUGAAGGAUAUGACUCGACUCCAUUUCCCGUUUGAAAGAUGUGGCAUUACAAAUCAAGUUUCGCUGAAACUUAUUGAGGAUUAUAUGAAUUGGUUGUCAAGAGGGCUCCUAAAAAAUCAUAACAAUAAGAACUCAUCAGGCGAUAAAUACAGAUCAAAAUCUUCUUCUUUUGGAUUUACGAUGAUGGACUUUGUUGUUGCUUUUUCAAUAAACAAGAAUUAGUUCUAUGCCAUGUCACAGUCAAACAAAUGUUGGACCGAUGAGGUAAAAAUCUUAAACUAAUUAUCAAAUGUGUACCAGUCACACUUAUAUUAUUAUAUAACAUUAUACA
Messenger RNA from Solanum pennellii, 1643 nucleotides. RefSeq lists its product as uncharacterized. The transcript has 4 exons. Bases 938 to 1534 code for a protein of 198 amino acids. NCBI's taxonomy places the organism in Eukaryota, Viridiplantae, Streptophyta, Magnoliopsida, Solanales, Solanaceae. The record is from RefSeq and is a predicted model, not a curated record.